UUCUCUUUUAUUGGCUAGGCUUUAUUCUUAUUGAAUAUUCCUGUUUCCAAGUUUACCCGCCAGAGACCGUUGUCUUUAAUACAGUGUGUUAUAACAAUAAAAAUUUGCAGUAUGUCAUAUAUAUUUGGUUUAUAAAUGGCAUAAGUUUGUUGAGCAUAGAUUGAUCUGAGAUAAACCAACCCUUUCAUAUUAUUUCAUACUUCUCUGGUUUUGAGAAACAGAGACAAAAUGGAUUUCCCACUACUUACUGCUCCACUGUUUCUUUUACUGUGCCUUAUCUUUGUUCUGCAUGAUCACACAACCACAACAAUGGUGGAGGCCAGGACUAACAAUGUUCACAUUGUUUAUAUGGGAGAAAAGCAGCACGAGGAUCCUGAUUUGACCACUGAUUCACAUCAUAACUUGCUUGCCAAAAUAGUUGGAAGUAAAGAGAAAGCUUCAGAAUUGAUGGUAUACAGUUACAGACAUGGCUUCUCUGGUUUUGCUGCUAAGCUCACUGAGUCUCAGGCUCAAGAUAUUGCUGAGCUGCCGGGUGUUAUUCGAGUCAUACCAAAUAGCCUCCACAGGCUGCAAACAACGAGGACUUGGGACUCUCUUAACCUCUCUACUACUCAUCGAGCUCCUUCUAAUCUUCUUCACAAAAGCAACAAUGGCGAUGGAGUUAUUAUAGGCAUAUUCGACACAGGAAUAUGGCCAGAGUCUAAAUCCUUCAGCGAAAAUGGGCUCGGCCCAGUUCCGUCUCGCUGGAAAGGGGUCUGCGAGUCCGGCGACAGCUUUGACCCCACAAAGCACUGCAACCGAAAAAUCAUCGGAGCACGGUGGUUUGUAAAUGGGUUCUUGGCCGAGUACGGUAAGCCCCUAAACACAUCAGGGCAGAACGAGUACUUGUCUGCCAGAGACGCAAAUGGGCACGGCACGCACACGGCCAGUACGGCCGCCGGUUCGUUUGUGGGCAAUGUCAGCUACAAAGGCCUUGCCAACGGCACGGCACGCGGUGGUGCUUCGAACGCACGCGUGGCCGUAUACAAGGUGUGCUGGAACUUUUUCGGCGGGCAGUGUUCGUCUGCGGAUAUACUCAAAGGCUUUGAUGAAGCCAUACACGACGGAGUGGAUGUGUUGUCGCUCUCGAUUGGGUUUUGGAUUCCUAUGUUUUCUGAUGUGGAUGAACGAGACGGCAUCUCAACUGGGUCGUUUCACGCUGUGGCGAGGGGGAUUAGCGUCGUUUGUGGAUCUGGGAACGAUGGUCCUUCAGCUCAGACUGUUCAGAACACUGCUCCUUGGAUUUUGACCGUGGCGGCAAACUCCAUAGAUCGAGCGUUUGUUACUUCUAUUACUCUUGGAAACAAUAAAACAUUAGCGGGACAAGCUAUCUAUAACGGAAGGGAGAUUGGUUUGACUGGCUUAUUAUAUCCAGAGUCAAACGGGCUUGAUCCUACUGCAUCAGGAGUUUGUCAAGCUCUUCAACUAAAUCAGACCAAGGUUGCUGGACAAGUGGUGCUCUGCUUCACCUCAAUGACUCGAAGAGCUGCUAUAACAAGUGCAGUAGCCGCUGUGAAAGCAGCCGGUGGAGUUGGUCUUAUUGUAGCCAAGCAUCCAAGCAGUGGCUUAUACCCAUGUCCUGGUGAUUUCCCUUGUAUUGAAGUUGAUUAUGAGAUUGGCACCAAAAUCCUCUUUUACAUUCGGUCUACCAGAACUCCUCUUGUAAAGUUGAGCCCUUCCAAAACAGUUGUUGGAAGACCUUUAUCAGCUCAAGUGGCCCAUUUUUCAUCAAGGGGACCUAACUCCAUUGAACCUGCAAUCCUUAAGCCAGAUAUAACUGCGCCUGGUGUGAACGUCUUAGCUGCAACUUCUCCUCAUGACCGAUUUGCGGAUGGGGAAUUCGUCAUGCACUCGGGAACUUCCAUGUCAACUCCUCACAUUUCAGGAAUUGUAGCUCUUCUAAAAGCACUGCAUCCCACUUGGUCUCCUGCUGCCAUUAAAUCAGCACUUGUCACAACUGCAUGGAGGACUAGUCCAUCUGGUUCACCAAUAUUUGCAGAAGGGUCGCCCCCAAAACUGGCUGAUCCAUUCGACUAUGGAGGAGGCAUUGUAAAUCCAAACGUAGCAGCUGAUCCAGGACUAGUGUACGAUAUGGGCACGGCUGAUUACGUUCAUUAUCUCUGUGCAAUGCAUUAUAACAACUCUGCUAUAUCUCGGCUCACAGGGAAUGUAAAAAACUGUCCAAUUCAAAAAUUGUCUGUUCUAGAUGUUAACUUACCUUCUAUUAUCAUACCAAGCAUUAGGAGUACUUCCAUUACAGUAACACGAACAGUCACAAAUGUUGGAGCUCAAAACUCCACUUAUAGACCAACAAUUGAGCCUCCAUCUGGUAUAGCUGUGUCAGUAAGACCUGAUGUCUUGACAUUCAACUCUACGGUUAAGAAGGUCUCCUUCAAGGUCACAUUCUCCACAACUCUCCAAAUGAAUACUCAGUACUUGUUUGGGAGCUUAACUUGGUCAGAUAGAGUGCAUUUUGUGAGGAUUCCUUUGGCUGUGAGAACAGAGAUGUUUCAGCCUUAUGGUGACGAGUACUGAGGCCACUUAUUAAGCUACUACGGAAUGUUGGUAAUACUAUAUAUCUUGUUGGUCAAUAAAUUUGUUAUUAUUUCCUCACCUACCUGUUUCUCUAUUAAUUUCUUGGUGUAAAUAUUCUUUAGAACUACCUUUUUGAAGGGAGUUUAUUUGUAUUUCUUAAUAAAAUCUCUCUCCUAUUGGAGGUUUUGGAGGAAAAAAAAGACUGAUCUAUAAUCAUGGUUGAAUUUAGUUUGAGAACAGUUA
This is a messenger RNA of Humulus lupulus (European hop), 2817 nucleotides long. RefSeq names its product subtilisin-like protease SBT3.5. Gene Ontology annotation, biological process: proteolysis. NCBI's taxonomy places the organism in Eukaryota, Viridiplantae, Streptophyta, Magnoliopsida, Rosales, Cannabaceae. The coding region runs from base 229 to 2574 and encodes 781 amino acids. Gene Ontology annotation, molecular function: serine-type endopeptidase activity. The transcript is spliced from 10 exons. The record is from RefSeq and is a predicted model, not a curated record.